This is a messenger RNA of Micropterus dolomieu (smallmouth bass), 1340 nucleotides long. Its product is annotated as interleukin-15-like. The transcript has 8 exons. The coding region runs from base 178 to 783 and encodes 201 amino acids. The record is from RefSeq and is a predicted model, not a curated record. Gene Ontology annotation, cellular component: extracellular region. NCBI's taxonomy places the organism in Eukaryota, Metazoa, Chordata, Actinopteri, Centrarchiformes, Centrarchidae. Gene Ontology annotation, biological process: positive regulation of T cell proliferation; immune response; positive regulation of cytokine production. Gene Ontology annotation, molecular function: cytokine activity; cytokine receptor binding.
CUAAGGCAAAAAAAGAGAAAAAAGUCUGGAACAAAGCCUCUCUUUAAACAGCAAAAUGUCAUCUUUACACUUUGUUUAUUGUAUGGGUUAAACAAAGGAACAAGAGGUGAUGAGGUGUAGCUGUCUGGUCAGCCACAUCUUUAUGACAACUACCAACAAACUGGGAGCUCGUUUCCAAUGGAAAUACAAGUCAAGUGGAAAACAAGCCUUUGCUCACAGCUACUGAGAGGAACCGUUGCCGCUGCGCAGAUGACAGACUUCAUGAAGGUGAUCCCGGUGAUACUCGUCCAGCCCACAUGUUACGGAGAGAAAAGAGCGAAAGACGUCCAGUUCCAGUCAACCUGUAACCUGUGCAGAGAGAGCCACAAAACUCAGGUCUGGCUUUGUUUCUUAGUUCUGAGCUUAUUGAGUACAUCUAUGUAUGCUGCUUCUGUGCCUGGUACAGACAUUGUACAGACUUGCUUGGAGAAGCUAAAACACACCAUUGAGAAAUCUGACGCUAUGCUGUAUGCUCCAUCAAGGAAUGACUAUCACGGGAACUGUAAAAAUAUGACUCUCAAAUGUUACAUGUUGGAGUUGAUAAUGGUCCUCAAUGAAGAAGAAAUUGUGGAUAAUAAAGUAGACUGCAUCCUUGAUUUCAAUGCAAAACUGCUUGAAGAUCAAUCAGAUCAGAACAAUACUGGCUGUCUACCAUGCGAAGCACACUCACUUAAAAAUAUUACAAUAUUCCUGGACAGACUAAAAACCCUUUUGGAAGAAAUAACUACGGAGGGAAACUCUUAACACGCAAUAUGAUGUAAAUACUGUAAGCUACAAAUGUGUAUUUGUAUAUAUUUGUAAAGAAUUGUGGCUCUGUUUUGAUUGUGUAAAUAUCACAUAACAUUUUGAAUGUAUAGGAUGACAGUACUGUGUUUACCUAUGCAGAUUAAGCCUCUCAGUCACUGUGCCUCACAAUCAUCCUUUAAGUUGUACAGGUUUGAAAGAUGUAUCAGGAAGUAGCAUACAGUAGCAGCAUGUACUGUGCAGUAUAUACAGAAUGUGGGAAGCAUGUAAAUAUGGGCCUUUUUGCUUUUAUUUUGAUAGUGGAGCCGGAGAUAGACAUCAAAGUAUUUUGAUAAUGUAGCUGGAGAUAGACAGGAAGGGGGGAGAGAGAGGGGGUGACGUGCAGAAAAGGGCCACAGGCUGGAUUCAUUCAAACCCAGAUGCCCAUGUAAGGACUCAGCCUUGGAUCACUGCUAAACACUAAUGAAUGUAAUACCUAUUACUACACAGUAAAUGGCUAAUGAACUCCAGUAUCUUGAGAACAGUUACUCACUCCAGUAAAUAAUAUCCAAACUGUA